This is a messenger RNA of Phyllotreta striolata, 768 nucleotides long. The record is from the annotation of a GenBank genome assembly. Lineage: Eukaryota; Metazoa; Arthropoda; Insecta; Coleoptera; Chrysomelidae.
ACUUGAAUCCUCACCUCACUGUUGCUGUUUACAUUUUACUUGUUUUUUUAGUUGAAGGGUACUUUCGCGCGACGUAAAGAUACCGAAAUGGUGUUAAUGAACUCCUUUAAGUAUCCGGAAUCCGAUAUCAAAUGCCAGUCGGAGGACGUUAAGGUUUUCUUAGACAAGAAAGAUCUGGGAACCGGCACUUUGUUUGUCAGCGAAAGUACUUUAUGUUGGAAGCAACGGGAAGAUGUCGGCUGGACCAUCGGUUACACAAAUAUCUCUCUACAUGCCAUAUCCAAAGACACAAACAUUCACCCAAGCGAUUGCGUUUACAUAAUGACCGACGGUCGUCUUACCAUGCCUGGAGACACUCCGCCUUCUGAGGAAGAUAAGGAUGAUAGCGAUGUAGAAUCUAACACAGAUAUAUCUGAAAUACUGCUUAUACCAGCAAACGAUGAGUCUAUUUCACAGAUUUACGAAGCUAUAAAAGUGUGCCAAGAAUUGAAUCCAGACCCAAUGGAUGAAUAUGAUGAGGAUUUGAGUGAAGAUAAUGAUGAUAAUCUCUACGAAGAUGCAGAAGAUGACAUGGAAGAGGCUGAAUAUGAAAUAAGAGAAAGAGGAGGCGGUGAUGCAGACAUCGAUGAUUUGGCUAGAAGAAUUCAGUCCAACAGUGUCGAUGUCCACUUUGAUUACAGAAGCAAUGGGAACGAUGACGAAGAUUUCCAAGAUGCCGAUUAAAUGCUUAGUUUAGUUAUACUUACGUUUUGUACUUUCUGUAUUUAU